Messenger RNA from Pygocentrus nattereri (red-bellied piranha), 2168 nucleotides. It is a transcript of the gene sncgb, whose product is annotated as synuclein, gamma b (breast cancer-specific protein 1). Gene Ontology annotation, cellular component: axon terminus; neuronal cell body; cytoplasm. The transcript has 6 exons. Gene Ontology annotation, biological process: synaptic vesicle endocytosis; synapse organization; chemical synaptic transmission. Bases 351 to 713 code for a protein of 120 amino acids. NCBI's taxonomy places the organism in Eukaryota, Metazoa, Chordata, Actinopteri, Characiformes, Serrasalmidae. Gene Ontology annotation, molecular function: cuprous ion binding. The record is from RefSeq and is a predicted model, not a curated record.
AGCAGGUUCUGUCUCACUGCAUCCUGUCCUGCUGCAGCUGCUUCUCUCUCUCUCUCUCUCUCUCUCUCUCACUCACUCACUCACUCUUUUUCUCGCACGCUCAGUCCACUCAGUCUAUUCUGUUCAUCAAAGGUGCCUCAGAGUCUUUCUGCCUGCCUGCGUUAUCCCCUCUCUCUCAUUCUCAUCCUCCCUCACUAUUUACACACUUACGCACACACGCAACUAUACACACACACAGACACACACACACACACACACAAACACAUAUUCACAAAGAGAACCCUCCACACUCUGUCUGCUUCAUCAGGCCUGACCAGUGUCCAGCAUCUGCUCCGCACGCAGCAUCCAGGAUGGAUGUACUAAUGAAGGGAUUUUCCAUGGCCAAGGAGGGAGUGGUGGCCGCUGCUGAAAAGACCAAGGCUGGGGUGGAGGAGGCAGCUCUGAAGACCAAAGAGGGGGUCAUGUAUGUGGGCAAUAAGACAAUGGAGGGAGUUGUAUCAGGCGUCAACACAGUGGCGAACAGGACCACAGAUCAGGCAAACAUAGUGGGUGAUACAGCAGUGGCAAGUGCUAAUGACAUGGGCCAGAAGACGGUGGAGGGAGUAGAGAACGUGGCUGCAUCAACUGGCCUGGUCAAUCCGGACGAGUCUGUAUAUGAGGCUGACUUCUCCCACGGCGGCAUGGAGGGUGGAGAUGGUGGGCAGGGCUAUUAGGCCGGAGCCUGGAACCUCUCUCCAUCCUCAGACUGUCCUCCCUCAGAGACCCCGCUCCUAUUGCCUCACGCCACACUUCAGAUAUUUUUGUGACAGUAUGGAACAACCAAAACAGAAACAGACUUUCCCAGGCCUUCAUGCCCGUGUUGUUUGCUUUGUGUCUAGCGCUCCCCUCUCCCCACUGCUCCAGUGUUGGUGUCAUCAUGCUGCUGUCCUAGUGUUGUCACCCCAGCCUCUUCACUAAAACACGUCAGUACACACACACACACACAAACACACACAUUACACUGAACAAACACACACACACACACACACACACACACACACACACACACACACACACACACACACACCACACACACACACGUUACACUGAACAAAGAAGAGACAGAAGAAGUUUGAGACUGUGGCUUGGACCAAGGAUGGAAGAUACCUGUCAAUACAUUUCAUUCCAUUAGGACAGGUGGCGACGAGUGUUGGGCCACCUCCUUAUUUGAACAUUGUUGUCUUUGAUGUUGCAGUGUGCAGUAAUGAGGUGUGUGUACCCUCAGAUAUAUUACAUUCCUUUAGCCUAGAAUGAGUGACAGAACUGGAAUUACUGUGUUCUUUAUCACUAACAGACUUAGAGUGACGUGUUCAGAGAAUUCUUUAAGUUCACACUGUAUACAUAUCUCCUGGUAAAGAAAAGAUAAACCUAUCCAGUCAGUCUUGCACUGAUUCUUUUGCUUGUCCUUGUACAGUUAUGAUGAGGCAAAAGUUGAUCAACAAGGGUCAUUUUUUCAAAAGAAGCAAUAUCUUCGAUGGUUUCUUCUAUUUGUGUCUGAAGUAGACAAAAACAGAGCUGGUUAAAGAGGGAAAUUAUCCCGUUCUGUUGUCUUUAUUUUUGUUGCAAUGCAUGUCGUGCAUUUGGUGUGCCAGCAUAACAGAGAUUUAUAAUGCCUGCAACAUUAAGCAAUAGCCCUACCAUUGCAGUGUGUGGCAAUGGUUCGUUCUGUAGCAAUUUGCAGAUGAGUUUCUAGCACUGUGUUUUACUCAUAGAAUGUGAAGAAGUGCUGAUAUUUGCCAAUACAAAGAAUGUCCUAACCAUCUAUUGACCUGUUAAUUCGCCUCACACUUCAACUGAAUCCCCUUCUUCAACCUUUCACUCUGCCGUGUCCCACCCCACCCUUCACUCUGAAGCCACUGGGAAUUGAAGACUGCAUGUUGCCUUAUCAGCACUCCAGCAUACUCACAAUUACACACACACACACAUUUCUCGGACAUAUACGAACACACAUACGAAUUCAGAAGUUCUACUCACACUUUCAUUGCCUAAGAUACACACAUACAUGCAAACACAUAAGUACAACCACAAGCAGAUACACAGAUGUGCCCCCAAACCAAUUAAGUUGGCAUCAAAGCAGAAAAGCUGGUUUUAUAAACAGUAAAAAUGAAAUAAAGUUUUGUUGAAAUCUA